This is a messenger RNA of Candidozyma auris, 789 nucleotides long. RefSeq names its product S-adenosylmethionine-dependent methyltransferase. Gene Ontology annotation, biological process: peptidyl-lysine dimethylation. Lineage: Eukaryota; Fungi; Ascomycota; Pichiomycetes; Serinales; Metschnikowiaceae. Bases 1 to 789 code for a protein of 262 amino acids. The transcript has a single exon. The record is from RefSeq and is a predicted model, not a curated record. Gene Ontology annotation, molecular function: protein-lysine N-methyltransferase activity.
AUGUCGGACACAGAAAUUGAUGCUGGCCUCUUUGAGGAGCCUGAGGGCUUUAGGCCGCCACCCCCAGAGUCUCAUUUUGUCGAAUACGAAAGAGUAUCAGGAAAGACAGAUCCUACAACCAUCAAACUUAAGCUUGUGGGUAAAUCGCCAUUGUGGGGACACUUGCUUUGGAACGCAGGCAAAUUUACUGCUAAUUACCUUGAUGCUCACGCUGAGGAGCUUGUUAGGGGAAAAAAAGUGUUGGAAUUGGGAGCAGCUGCAGCGUUGCCUUCCUUGGUUUGUGCUGUCAAUGGGGCCUCCAAAGUGAUUAGCUCAGACUACCCGGACCCUGAGUUGAUUGAUCACAUUCAGUAUAAUAUCGAUCAUUGCGAAGGAAUCCCUAAAGACACAAUUGUUAAGGCUAAAGGAUACAUUUGGGGUAACGAUGUGAGAGCUCUCUGCUACGAUGAUAUCGAGGAUGAGAGCGCUUUGCCCAAAGAGAUCAAGGAAGAGGACAAAUUUGAUCUUGUCAUCUUGUCAGACUUGGUCUUCAAUCACAGAGAACACCUCAAGCUUCUCAGCGCUUGCAGAAAAGCCCUCAAGGCUAGUGGCACUGGGCUUGUCGUUUUCAGUCCCCACAGACCACACCUACUAGAUGAAGACUUGAAGUUCUUCGAGACAAGCGAGCAGUUCGACUUUAAAGCGGAGCAAAUAGCGUGUGAGAACUGGACGCCCAUGUUUGAAGAAGACGAGGCUACGGCAGAGAUCCGGUCGAGGGUCUACUGCUUCAAGAUUCACCCACAAUGGUAG